Molecule: messenger RNA, 2112 nt
Organism: Sclerotinia sclerotiorum 1980 UF-70
Lineage: Eukaryota; Fungi; Ascomycota; Leotiomycetes; Helotiales; Sclerotiniaceae
Exons: 1
Coding region: 1-2112 (703 amino acids)
Source: RefSeq, a predicted model, not a curated record
AUGGCAUUCAUUUCACGAUUCCAACUUUGGAUCGCUCCCCGUUAUGGUCGCAAAAGCCUCGCCAAGCAUCCGUCUGCCGCUGACUCAGUUACAAGUCCCAUUGAUCAUAUUGCUGUUGAUAUUAAGAUAACUGUGGAUGUAAUUUUACCAGAAGGACAAAUUAUCAAAGGGAUUGAGUCACAAUCGCAUAUGAUUGCAACGUCCAUAGGAACCAUUUCAACUGCUACUCAAGAAGUUCCAAAGAUGAAUAGGGCGUCUGCGAUCCUGUCACACGUAACAGCUGGUUUAGAGAAAGAUUUCAUUUUAGCCAUACACUCGGACGACAUGAGACCUUACGCCCUUUUGGAAACUCACCCCACGAUUCCGAAUUAUCGAGCCCUGGGAGCAUCAUUUAUCACGCAGUUCUCUCCUCCAGAUUCGUCACCGCCAUCGCCUUCAGAGAUUGUUUUUGUUGCGGAAUACAGUAGCCACAUGAGAGCCCAUAUUCCUAUGAUUGUCUUGGCUUUAAAUGUAUUCCUCAAGCCACUCCCAACUAAUGUGAAAUUUAAUAUUCGCUCUUUCAGAACGAAAGAUGACUUCUUAUGGCCCCAGAGCAAGAACUACAGUAGCGAGACUCUCCAAGAGGCUAUGCAAUAUAUAAAGACAUUUGAUGCUAGCUAUGGAGGGAUGGGAAAACUUAAGGUAAUUAAAGAUACUAUUGACAGUCGAUUACCUGAGAUACCACUAGAAACCAUCCUCCUUACUAGUGGGAACACCAGUAAGGAAAUACCUCUUAUUGCUUAUGUUAGCGAUCAGGUGGAGAAAGCACAAGGAAAGAUUCGAAUAUUUUGCCUUGAAAUUGGAAAUACCGUUUCAGGUACCAUGAUUGAACGACUCUUAAGAAUAGGGAACGGGUUUUCUCAAUGUGUACAGCAUGGAGAGCGAUUAGACGCAAGUGUCAUUCACAUACUUCGCGAAGCACUUAGCCCACACAUCGCGGAUGCUAUAUUUGAGGUCAAGUACGAAGAAGAUGAUGACUUCGAGUUAGUUGAUGAGGUUACAGAUAAAAUGGAAAUUUUGCUCUCCAAGCACGAAGAAUCAACUAUCCCUUCACCAGUGCCUGGUUCCAACAACAAAGACACCGAUGCAUCGGAACCUUGCUAUCCACCGAUCAUCCAGGCACCACAUAAAAUACCUGGUCUCUUUGCAGACACUAGAACAACUGCAUAUCUCCUUAUGUGUCCAAGAAAGAUACAGAGACGCCCAAAAUCUAUCACUCUACGCAGGUCGUCGGCCGAUGAACCACCAAUUCUCGAGAUUCCAAUUCAAGUGCUCCCAGGAAAAGGCACAACAAUCCAUCAGCUUGCAGCCCGAAAGGCAAUGGAAGGCCUUGAAGACUUCCAAGGAUGGAUGUACAACCAGAAAACUUCGGAAAGUCAAACCUUAGCCGAGAAAGAAGCCGUUCAACUGGGCGAGACAUUCCAAGUCAUGAACAGAUGGUGUUCAUUCGUAGCCGUCGUGUCAAGCGACAAAGAAAUCCUCGACAAAAAAUCAUUUCCACCAAACCUACCAGACGCAAAGUCAACAUCGAUCAUCAUACCACCGCCAAGCCCCCUGAAAAGCCCAGAAACGAACCCAAAUCCAGCUCCUAUAUCCGCUAUCUAUAAUAGGCGUCCAAACAUGGAUAGACGCCCAAUUUGGAGUAGACCAAACGCGAUUUUGCUGCCACCAGGUCAGCCUAUUCCAUCAGCCAGUCAUAGAAUCCACCCGUGUCAAGAAAACCCACAUGUACCAGUCGUUUUUUCAAAUCCUAACACGACGAAAAUUCUCUCUUUCAUCGAUCUGCAAUCUUUCGACGGUUCGUGGGAUGCGCAUACCCACAGCGAGACCCUAUCAUCUAUCCUAGAAUUCGAGAUACCUAAGCCUGGGCUGUCAAAGGUUAUAGAUGCGGAUAUUUGGGUCACGGUACUGGUGGUCCGGUUUUUGGAAAUUCGUAUACCGGAGGAGAAAAAUGUGUGGUGUUUGAUUGUGGAGAAGGCGCGCCGGUUUGUGAGGGUGCGUUUAAAUGCUUCGGGAGAUAUGGAUUUACUUUCUCUUGAGGAAAUGGCUGGGGCGGCUGUUCUGAUUACUUGA